Cuscuta campestris is the source of this 2935-nucleotide messenger RNA. The record is from the annotation of a GenBank genome assembly. NCBI's taxonomy places the organism in Eukaryota, Viridiplantae, Streptophyta, Magnoliopsida, Solanales, Convolvulaceae.
AUCAAUGGAGUCUAUCCCGUCAAUGGCGCGAUCCCCUUUUUCCGGCUUCGUCUCCGCCAUUCGGUUUCGUCUCCUCUUCCGGAUUGACUCUGCCAGCUGUUCCUGGACCGGAGGUGACCGGGCCUAACUCUAUGGGCCGGCCCGAGCCUGGAUAUCCUCCAAGCGCCUGACCGAAGUUGCUCAAAUGAUUCAUUUGGGCCGCCCGGUGGGUAUCAGCCCAUCACAAGCCCCCCAACUCCUCAGUCCUCGACUGGGCCAAAUUGAGGAAUGGGGAGUUUACGAAGUCCACGUGGGCGCUCCGGCGUGGAUCCGGGCCGUUUCUUGGGCUCCGCGUGACACUUGGGCACGAUCUCCACGAAUAGUUCCGCUGCUACCCGACCCGUUCUUCUUCCUUUCCAGGUCAGUUCCUUUUCUCGCCGCCAUGAUUGUUUCAGAUUCCGAUUCGGCCACCCCAUCGUCCAAUUCUCGCCAAGCCGAUCAAUCGGCCUCUGGCCGUAACCCCGGCCAUACUCAAUCACCCCAGCCGUCGCCGUCGGCCGCGUCCGGCCAUAAACGGCGUCGAUUGAGGAAGCAAUUCCCUUCCUCAACCCCGGUAGAUGAGGGCUCGAGGGUUGGAUUGGACGAAAACAUCAUGGCGCUGUGCCAUUGCCAGAUUACUGACCGGGGGUUCGCCGAUGCUACUGACAUGGUCGGACCUUCCAUUGAAGUCAUGAGACCUACCAGCACCCAAACCGCACUAGACGCUCCUUCAGGGUUCUUCACGGUCCAUCUAGCGUCUUUGAAGAAGGGGCUGUGCUUCCCACUCCACCCGCUGUUGAUCGAAUUCCUCAACGUGGUGGACUUUCUUCCGUGUCAAUUGGUCCCCAACUCUCACCGGUACAUCGCCGGUUAUCUGGUCCGGUGCAAGGUUGUAGGGGUGAAACCAACUUUGGACCAUUUCCUAUUCAUUUUCAAGCUGACCAAGGGCCAUAAGGAUUGGGCGUCCUAUGCUAGCCUUUCCCAGAGGUCCAGUAAGCUCUUUGCUCGUGACAAGAAGGGGUCAACCAAAGACUGGAAACCCUUCUUCGUUUUCGUCUCGACGGGGCCCGAAUCUCCUUUCACGGGUUCAGGGCGCCCUUCCUUCCGCCGCAUCCCAUGCCCCCCAUUUGAUGCCACCCUUUUGUCCAUCACUCGCCAACUCUGCAAUAAGGGAGUUAUGAACAUCAAAGAGGUGGUGACAGAGGAAACCCUUGCCGGGUUGGGGUUUGAGUUUGUUCGGGAUGAGCUUCGUCACCAACCCGACCUACUGAGGGACAUUCCCGGGGGGCAUCAGCCUGACCAGCUGAAGGACAUCCCUGAGAAAGAUCUUGACUGUGGUCCUUUUGUGGAAUUACAAGAUUCAGGAGAAGAGAUGGACGGCGAUCUCCUACUCAGUCGCUUCACUGUAGGGAGGAAGAGGAAGAGAGAGGCGAAGGGCCAGGGCAAACGCUCUUCGUCCCACCACGGGGAGAGUCCUUCCCGAGAGCCGGUUGUAAUUGUAGUGGAGGAUCAGGAUGAUGCUACCCUAGAACCGGGUACAAUGACGGGCCAGUCCCCUCCUCACUUUGUGAUGCCGGGUGGCGACCUCGCUGGGUCGUCGCAAGGUGUUGCCUCGGAGCGACCUCCUUCGCCCCCCGCGGUGACCUACGAGGUGGCAACCAGGGGUCGCUCGACGAGGAUUUGCAUUCCUCCUCUGCCCCAAAGCUUAGGGGACGUGCAACUGGAGACCCUGAUCACCCUGCCCGCGGAGGACCAUGCCCGCAUCUCGGCCGGUUCUGAGGACGACCUUGAUAACAUGGUCCUCUUGAGGCUAAGCCAGGCAACGCUGGGGAUGAUUGAGGUGGUCGGUAAGAGACGGGGCCACCAAGCUGCCUUGGGCGAGGCGUUGAAGACAUCGGAGGCCAGGCAGAAGGAAUUGCAGGAGGAGGUCGCCCGACUCACAAGGGAGCUGGAGGAGAAGGAAAAUCGCUGCGCGGCGCUCGCUGUGGAGAAAAUUUCCCAGGAGAACCGCUGCGUCGCCCUUGAGGCAGACAAGGCCUCCUUGUCCUCGGAGGUAGAAUCAGUUUCUGCUCGCGUGGUCGAGCUGGAUAGGGAGAAGUCUGACCUGAUCCAGCAGUUGGAAGUGGAGAGGAGCGACCGGGUCCGCCACGCAGAGGAAGCGGUGGAAUACUUCAAGUCUUCUCCUGAUUUCUCGAUGGUCGCGAUGGAGCGGAUGGACGAGCUAACAGCCGCUUGGCUCAAAACUGAACCUGGGGCUCAAUGGAUGGUCAGGGAGGGGACCAAGUCCUUCAAUUGUGGACUCUUCCGCGCCCAACAGGUCUUCUGCGACAAACUGGCUCAGCUUCCCAAAGGAUUCUCUCUCCCCGACCUCGGCUUUCCCCCUCCUUGCCGUUCCUUGGCCGAGUUCGACCCCCGUCCUUACUUGGACGGAGGGAGCUCAAGCGCGUCUGAAGAAGAGGAGGAAGAAGAAGAGGAAGGUGGACAGGGCGACCAGACCCCCGGGGUCAGCUUAGCCACGUCCAAGGCGGGUGGACAUUCCGGCUCGGCCGUCUAACCUCCCCUGUUGUUCCCCCACAGCUUCAUAAACACUUGCUUUUUUUUCUUUUUGGAAUGAUAUGUCGUUUUGAUACAAUGCUCCUAUGUUGUUUGGUUUUCUGGAUUUACCCUGUGAUUUUCUUUUUCUGCGUUUUACUUCUGCACUCUCUUCUCUAGUUUAGCUGGUUAACAUGGGCAUUUUCGUUAGGGCCCAACUUCUAAUCCCGGCCCGAUUACCUGACCAGGCCCAAUCUCAGGAUUGGCCAGCGUGCCGCCCAACUGACCCAAUGCCUCUUGCAGUCUCUGAUUGGACCUUCGCGCGGCUCAAAGCUGCUUUAUCGGUUCAGCUGCCUUGGGACUUGACCGUCUCUUCGGUUUCUUC